AUGUCAGCCCGGAGGGACUCUCGGGAACCCGGAAUGCCCGAGGGGCCGUUAGAACCCCCGCACAGCGAAGCCGGGGGCCGCUGGAACAUCUGGGAAAAUUCAAAUCCCCCCCCGCUCUCCCCGAGCCGGGCCGGGCCCGGCGGCGGCCCCGGGGGGCUGCCCAGCCCCGCGUGGCCCGGGGGCGGCGAGCCCCCCGACUGGGCGUCCGAGCUGCUGCUGCUGCCGCCGCCCGAGGCCGAGCCGUGGGGCACCGGGGGCCCGGGCAACCUCAGCGCCUUCGUGCUGCGGGACUGCUUGGGCCUUCUCGCGGCCGCCUCCGCCGCUGCCUCCGCGCCGCCCUCCAGGGCGGCCGGCGCCGCGCCCGCCCCCGGGGCCGCCGAGCUGUGCAACCCGGCCUCCGAGUGCGUGGACCCGGCCGUGGUGUUCCCCUUCCCGGUGAACAAGCGCGAGCCCCCGGCCGCUGCAGCCGCAGCCGCCGGCCCUUCCGGGGCGCCCCCGGGAGGGCCCGGGCAGCCCCCCCGCGGCCCCGCGCGCCCCUUCCCCGCCGGAGACGCCAGGGCCAACAGCUGCUCCGGGGACGACACCCUCAGCGACUCGGAUGAUGAGGAGGAGGAAGAGGAGGAGGAGGAGGAGGAGGAGGAGAUCGACGUGGUGACGGUGGAGAAGCGCCGAGCCUCGGCCUCCAGCCACCCCAAGGCGCUCACCACCUUCACCAUCACGGUCCGGCCCAAGAGCGCCGCCCCCGUGGCCCGCGCCCAGCCGGGCGAGCCGGCCCCGAAGCGCUGCGCGCCCAUCCACCAGCAGCACAACUACGCCGCGCCCUCCCCCUACGCCGAGAGCGAGGACCCGCCGCCCCCCAAGAGGGCGAAGGCCGAGGCCCCCCCCCGCCCCGCCAGGAGCCUCCCGCCGCCGGCCAAGGCCAAGGGCGCCAGCCCGCGCAACUCCGACUCGGAGGACAGCGAGCGCCGGCGCAACCACAACAUCCUGGAGCGGCAGCGGCGCAACGACCUGCGCUCCAGCUUCCUGACGCUGCGGGACCACGUGCCCGAGCUGGUCAGGAACGAGAAGGCGGCCAAGGUGGUCAUCCUGAAGAAGGCCACGGAGUACGUGCGCUCGCUGCAGGCGCAGGAGCAGCAGCUGCAGCUGGAGAAGCGCAAGCUCAUGGCCAAGCAGGAGCAGCUGCUGCAGAGGGCCGAGCACGGCCGGACUUGCUGAGCCGGGGGCCGGCCGAGGGCUGCCCUGGCGCACUUGCUGAGCCGGGGACCGGCCGGGAGUUGCCCGAAGGACUUCCAAGCCGGGGACUGGCCGGGGGCUGCCCAGAAGGACUUGCUGAGCCGGGGCCUGGCUGGGGGCUGCCCAGAAGGACUUGCUGAGCCGGGGUCUUCCCAGAAGGACUUGCUUGGCCAGGGGCCGGCUGGGGGCUGGCCGGGGGCUGCCCGGAAGGACUUGCUGAGCCGGGGACUGGCCGGGGGCUGCCCGGAAGAACUUGCUUGGCCAGGGGCCGGCUGGGAGCUGCCCAGAAGGACUUGCUUGGCCGGGGGCUGCCCAGAAGGACUUGCCGAGCCGGGGACUGGCUGGGAGCUGCCUGGAAGGACUUGCUUGGCCGGGGGCCGGCCGGGGGCUGCCCUGGCCUGGCACCGGCACUGCCACUUUGCACACGGUUUUUAAUCGCGGGGUUUUGACGUUAAGAAUGUUGGUUCACUUUCAAUGCUACGGCCCCCCCCUCCGGGCGGGGGGCUCGCGGGGGCCGGAGGGACAGGGCGCCUCUGGGGGGUGGGGGGCGCCCGGAGCCGGCCCCCACCUCGAACUGCAGGCGGCCCUCGGGCGGCGGGCCCGGACUCUCCAGACGCCAGCUCCGACGUCGGGCCUUCUCUCCUCAAUGGUGCUCACGCGUCGCGCCGGGCGUCUGGCCGGCGUCGCGGGCCCCGGGCGUCGCUCCCGGGGGGCCGGCGCCAUCUCUGUAAAUAGCGAUUUCACACUUGCCUUUGUCCGUGUCUUGGGUGCCGGGAGCGGAGACGGCGCCCCCCGAGUCCCGGGAGCCUGGGAGCGCGAGGAGCACGUCGUGUACGCGGGCGGCUCGGGGAUCUGCCCGUCCCGGACUAACGCUCACACCAUCUGUAUACUUUAGUGCGGCGCGGAGACCUGACUACAUUUGAUACUUAUAUUUUCGUAUGAAAAUGAGUUGUGAAGUUUUGAGUAGAUAUUACUUUAUCACUUUUUGGAACUAAGAAGCUUUUGUAAAAAAACAGCAGUGGACCCCCGGGUCCCCCCGCCCCCGCCCCGGCUCUUGGCCCGUCCGGUGGGGGCGGGGAACGGGGGCCAAGUUCCGUGUUUCACUUGUCUUGGAAAUGUCUAUUGAGUGCUGCAUCUUCGAGCACUUUGAAAUACCUCAUGUCUAUGAAAAUAAAUAGUCAUCGAACGAUGCUUCCCAGGCUCUGUUCUCCCCCGGCGCCUUUGGCGCCGCUCACCGGGCCACUUGGCAGAGUGCCUGCUCCCUGCCCCCCCAGGACCCCCGGUGACCCCAGGCUGCUCGCCCCCCCUCAUUUCCUGGGUG
Sarcophilus harrisii (Tasmanian devil) is the source of this 2554-nucleotide messenger RNA. It is a transcript of the gene MYCN, whose product is annotated as MYCN proto-oncogene, bHLH transcription factor. The coding region runs from base 1 to 1215 and encodes 404 amino acids. The transcript is spliced from 4 exons. Gene Ontology annotation, biological process: regulation of transcription by RNA polymerase II. NCBI's taxonomy places the organism in Eukaryota, Metazoa, Chordata, Mammalia, Dasyuromorphia, Dasyuridae. Gene Ontology annotation, molecular function: DNA-binding transcription factor activity, RNA polymerase II-specific; protein dimerization activity; RNA polymerase II cis-regulatory region sequence-specific DNA binding. The record is from RefSeq and is a predicted model, not a curated record.